UGCCCAGCUGCUGAACAUUUCUUUCUCCAAUUUGAUUUGACUACGGGAUGUGUGCGCUGCGCGCCUGAAAAAAUAACCCCCGGUGGGUGCUAUGCUAUGCUGGUUCAAAGUUUCAAACCUGGUGACUGGACCAUCCAUCGCCCGGGCUGUCCCUUUAUAUAACCACCGCGUCCAAGAAUCAAUCAUCGUCGUCUACUCGACUCAUCCAUCCAUCAUCCAUCGCCCGAAUUCCUCCGUCUCCCUCCCACCCAUCGACUCCCGCGCGCGCGCUCGCAGAAGAGAAAGGCGUCGACCGGAUCGGGAUGAAGCAGGAGAAGGGGCAGGGCGGCGGCGGGAGGAAGCUGGGGCGGUGGCUGGGGGCGCCGGUGCGGGCGCUGUCGCGGGCGUGCGACUCGUACGUGCGCAAGAUGUCGGCGUGCGCGGGGGCCAUGCCCACGCAGUACGCGGGCGCCAUGGGCCGCGGCGGGGCCGGGGCCAUGCACAUGCAGGCGGCCACCUUCAGCUCGCGCUCCACGCGCCGGGGGGACGACGACGUCAGCGAGUUGGUCCGCGCCAUGUCCCAGCGCCAGCAGGGCAGCAGCGCCUCCCCCGCGGCCGCGGCCGUGCCGCCCAGGAGCCGGAGCGUGGGGGUGGGCAGGAUCGACGAGGACGCGCCGUGCGACUUCGGCGCCGACGCCGGGCGCGUCGGCCUGCCCCCGCCGGCCGUGCGCAGGAGCCGCAGCGCCGCCGUCGGGAGCGGCCUCCCGCCGCGCGUCGGCGGGGGCGGGGGUUUCGGCGCCGCGACGAUCAAGAAGGUCCCCGCUGCCGGCGUCGUGCACGGCGGCUAACCGAGACCGGCCGGCCGGCCGGCGCGUGCGAUGGCGCAGCACACGUCGUACGUGUGCCCGCGUGUACGGACAGUCACUGCACGCGGCCACGGUGUGUUUUUUAGUCUUUUCGGUCGCAUCUUUCGUCUGGCAGGAUGGUUUUGGCCUUUCUUUUCCCCGUGUGGUUGCGUGAAUUGUACAUUUUAGUGGUUAGAUUUUGUCGGGACCUGGAAGCAGUUAGCAGCCGUGCAUAGCAUACUGCAUACACAGCCCAGAUCGAUGCUGUUAAUUGGUAGAGUACACAUCCCAGAAGCAUGUGACGUGCCACGUACAGUAAUGUAUAUCCAGAGUGCAAUCCAAACAAGUUCGGUGGGUA
This is a messenger RNA of Triticum aestivum (bread wheat), 1182 nucleotides long. RefSeq lists its product as uncharacterized. The record is from RefSeq and is a predicted model, not a curated record. The transcript has a single exon. Bases 303 to 827 code for a protein of 174 amino acids. Lineage: Eukaryota; Viridiplantae; Streptophyta; Magnoliopsida; Poales; Poaceae.